This is a messenger RNA of Trichobilharzia szidati, 862 nucleotides long. The record is from the annotation of a GenBank genome assembly. NCBI's taxonomy places the organism in Eukaryota, Metazoa, Platyhelminthes, Trematoda, Strigeidida, Schistosomatidae.
AUAUGAGCCUUCAGUGCAUGUGUAUGUACGAAUGUAAUGCACAAUGUUGCGUAGAAUUUGUGCUGACGUGUGUGUGUAUGUUUCUGAAAUAUUUGACUUUCCAAUGAAGCAUAAUUCAUAUAAAAAAUAGAUUAUACUAUCAUAAAUUUACUUAAAAUAUAUAUUUUCACCAUCUACUGGUUCAUCCAUUGAAUCCACUAUAACCAAGUUUAUAUCAAAACCUUUGUUUGUUUAAAUCCUCAACACUGACAAUUACAAAAAUGGCCGUUGGUAAAGCUGUUGUAAAAAAUGCUGAUAUGGAUGCACCAAUGCAAGAAGACGCCGUACAGACAGCUGCUGCAGCUAGAGAAAAAUAUGAAGUUGACAAAGAUAUUGCUACAUAUGUCAAGCAACAUUUCGAUAGAAAAUAUGGACGUACAUGGCAUUGUAUAGUUGGUAAACAAUAUGGCAGUGAUGUAUCACAUGAAGAACGAUCCUUUAUUUACUUCUUCCUCGGCGAUCGAGCAAUUCUACUGUUCAAGUCAGGUUAACUGAACACGGAAGUCCAUUUCGAUAGUUUAUACAACUGGUCAAUCAGUGUGAUGUUUCAACGACAAUAAACCAAGCCAUUUACAUGCAUCACAGCCAAACUGUUAAUUCUCUUCGUUUAACUUUAAAUUCAAAAAAAAAUACCGCCAAAAACUUAUCAAUGAAAUAUUGAAGAAAUCAGUGUUCAUAGCUUUAUGUAUCUGAGCAAAAAAACUUCUUUUUUUCAAUUUCGUAGGCUCAAAUUGUGUGUAUCUCUGCGUUAUUCUCCUUGUAAGAAGUGAUUUCUUUUUCUUCAAAAAUUGCAAAUAAAAAAAUGAUCAAUAAAUUGUUUGAA